This is a messenger RNA of Wasmannia auropunctata (little fire ant), 2573 nucleotides long. Its product is annotated as CDK5 and ABL1 enzyme substrate 2. Gene Ontology annotation, biological process: regulation of cell cycle. Lineage: Eukaryota; Metazoa; Arthropoda; Insecta; Hymenoptera; Formicidae. The transcript is spliced from 10 exons. The record is from RefSeq and is a predicted model, not a curated record. The coding region runs from base 387 to 2180 and encodes 597 amino acids.
UAGUAAGUGAAGUUAUAUAGGGGUGUGCGGAAGAGUUGACGCGCGUGUUCGUCCGAAGGAAGAGCUCUCGUAAGAAACGGCAUGAUGCUCAGCGGUACCGGUUCACCCUUGUACGCGUGGCGCACGUCCGUGAUCGUUUCAGGCGAACUUAGAACUAAGUGUAUCAGCAGUGACAAUGCGUUGUGAUCUUAGUUGUCGUUGUACGAAAAAGUCGAGGCCGUCGUCGUCGCCGUCGCCGCCGCCCGCGCCGUCGCCGACGUCGUCGUCGUCGUCGUCGUCGUUGCCGUCGUCGCUGCCGCCGUCGUCGCCGUCGCCGUCGUCACCGGACGCGCGUUGUCGCUUACCUCGAUAUUGGGCACCGGUAUCCCAACACGGUCCGUCGUGGGAUGGCAGCGGCCCUAAAGAAAAAUCACUCACGUAGAAGAUUGGCCGCCCUCACGUUCCUCUCCAACAUCUCCCUCGACGGCAGCCACCGGGACACCAAGUUCGCCGUCCUGUCACGCGGUGGACCGACUCACGCACGCAGGCCUAGCAGCGAUGGCCAGUCAGACCAGCAGCAGCAGCAGCAGCAGCAGCAGCAGGCGGUGCUGGAGGAGGUGUGCCGGAGCGCCGACCUCGUCGCCUCCAUGGAGGAGAUGCUAGACGGGGGCUGUCCACGGCAGGAGACGCACGAUUCCCCCCGGAACGAGACGCUAGAGCAGAACAACUCGCCGCAGCCGGUGCACAAGAGCACCGACCACAACUCCUUCAGUUCCGAUUCGGAUGGACUGCUCACUCCCGCCAAGGCAGCGGUUACCAUGUUCUUGGAGCAGGAGAGAAGUCACUUGCAGUUCUCUUGCGGCAUGCACAGUUCGUUUAGAGAACGAACGGGAACUACCGGAAGCGACUAUUCCUUACCAGAAAGACGUGUGGGCUCUCUACAAUACAAGAAGCGCAUAAGUCAUCAAACAUCUACGCUUUCGGAAGAUAUUAAGCAUCAGUACAAUAGUAGCAACGAAAGCAUUGGCUCCGUACAUUCGAAAGCACAAUCGUCAAAACCAAAGACAAAGGCAGUGAACAAUGUGCAACCUGUUUCUACAAAUAGUAGCAUAAUACCAGAAAUUACAAAAGAAUUGCGUUUGAUGCAACGGCCUGUGAAUGGCUGUAAAUUUGGGGACGAUAGAAUGGUUUUGGUGUCGAACCAACAUGUGCCAUUUGUAAUAUUUUCUGCUAUUCCAUACAAUAAAGGACAACGUUCCAGCUGGUCAGAAUUACGUAAAGAUACAUGUCGAAGGAAAAAUGUGUCAUCUCAAAGACCAUUAUCGGCAAUUAAUGAUAAUAUUGAUCCGUUUGGAUUGCUGGGUAUAGAGCAUGCUAAGGAUGGCCAAGAAAUAUCCUAUGGGCAACUACUUGUACCAUCUCGGCAAUUCCAAAGAGAUAAAAAAUUGAAUCUAAAUGAGAACGAACCUAUGGAACUUACGCAUUUUAUACCUAAUAAACAUCAUGUGGUACAAAGGACAAAAACAAUUACUUGGAAUGUGGAUCACAAAAAAUGGUGUCUUUCUUAUGAUACAGCUACAAAUCGUGCUCAUUACAUAACUUCCGAGUCUCCACCAUUGUCUUUUAGUGCUGAUUCUAAAGUUUAUGAUUGGGAUGAACAAUCUACCCAAUAUAAUCCAAAUUUAUUGGAUGAUCCAGAACUUAUUGCCGGAAAACAUAGAACGUUACUAACAUUUACAUCAUAUAUGGCAUCUGUAAUUGAUUACGUAAGGCCUUCCGAUUUAAAGAAAGAAUUAAAUGAUAAAUUCAAAGAAAAGUUUCCACAUAUUCAACUCACUCUCAGUAAACUUCGCAGCUUAAAACGAGAAAUGAGAAAAAUAGCUAAAUUAGAAUACGGUAUUGAUUUACUCACUGUCGCAAUGGCCUAUGUAUAUUUUGAGAAACUUAUUCUUCGAAAUAUCGUGACGAAGCAGACACGGAAGUUAUGUGCUGGCGCUUGUUUGCUCCUCGCAGCGAAAUUGAAUGACGUGAAGGGCGAUAUUCUUAAAUCCCUCAUCGAGAGAAUUGAGGGUGUAUUCCGAUUAAAUCGCAAGGACUUAAUUACGUCUGAGUUUGCCGUGUUGGUAGCUUUAGAAUUUGGUUUGCAUUUGCCAACAUGGGAAAUAUUUCCUCAUUAUCAGCGACUAAUUUAUGAAUCCUGACAUCCUUUCGUAUCGUUCUUUUUAUGCAAUUUCAAAGCCUCUUUGUGAGAAAAUCUCGGAACGGUAAAAGCAUAUCCGUAAUAAAUAAUCUUAUUGUCUGAAAAUCGUAUAAAUAAGUUAAAGCAUUACUGCAUGUUCGACAUACAUUUUCUUUCCGCUACUUCGACUUAACAGUUUUGACUUAUUCACUUGUGUAUGGUUUCAUGUAAAGAGCCAUAUAAUAAGUAAUUACGAUUAAGAGAUUAAUGAGAAUAUAAGUUUUUGAUUGUAAUCAUUUCUUCUUGCAAGUUACCAAUGUAGUAGUUACUGCAUGCUGUGAAUAUUUUAUUAUUUGAAUAAUUUUAAUUGUCUGUUUGGGAUAUACAUAUAUCAGUAAAUGGAUAAUGUUAAAAA